Molecule: messenger RNA, 2261 nt
Organism: Oryza sativa Japonica Group (Japanese rice)
Lineage: Eukaryota; Viridiplantae; Streptophyta; Magnoliopsida; Poales; Poaceae
Product: amino-acid permease BAT1 homolog
Biological process (GO): transmembrane transport; gamma-aminobutyric acid transport
Cellular component (GO): membrane
Molecular function (GO): L-glutamate transmembrane transporter activity; L-lysine transmembrane transporter activity; gamma-aminobutyric acid transmembrane transporter activity
Source: RefSeq, a predicted model, not a curated record
UCGGCUUCUUGCGGUUGCGCGUAAGGAUUUGUCCAUGAGCCACGUGAUAUACUCUCUGUGUGUGUGUUUGCUUUCUUGGGCUGUAUCGACUAUCAUUGUCUGACAUUUCUAUGGCCCGGUCACUGUUCCAUGCAGAAAAACUUACCAGCAGACUGCGGUGAAUUGCAAGACCAAUGGGAUGACUGCGGUGAAUUGCAAGACCAAUGGGAUGGCUUCGAUAAAUGUCGAUAGCAAUAUAAAUCAUAAAGUCAAAAAUGGCAAAGUGUUUGUGCUGCAGCCGUGCAUGAUUUCCACUCCCUCCCUUGACUAGUUGUACGCCAAACAGAGACUUUGCUUCUUCUAGGAAGCUUAUAUUCUGUACUGAGCAACGCCAGUACGCCACCGAUCAUACAAGUAGUAAAUCGCAGAGAUACUAUAUACUCCGUACUACUGUAGCAACUAGCAAGUAGUAAGCAGAGAUCGACAGCGAUGUCUCGCUCCGUCGGAGUGACAAUGGACGCCGCCGGCGCCGAUGCAGACCAAGCCCGGCUGCACCAGCUGGGCUACCGGCAGGAGCUCAAGCGUGGCCUCUCCCUGGUUUCCAACUUCGCCUUCUCCUUCUCCAUCAUCUCCGUGCUGACCGGCGUCACGACGACGUACGGCACGGGGCUGCGCUACGGCGGGCCGGUGUCCAUGACGUUGGGAUGGCUGGUGGUGGCGGCGUUCAACGGCUGCGUCGCCCUGUCCAUGGCCGAGAUCUGCUCGGCGUACCCGACUUCCGGCGGGCUAUACUACUGGAGCGCCAAGCUUGCCGGAAAGGAAUGGGCUCCCCUAGCUUCCUGGGUCACUGGCUGGUUCAAUAUUAUGGGACAGUGGGCUUGCACGACGAGCGUGGAUUUCUCGCUGGCGCAGCUUCUCCAGGUGAUCAUCUUGCUUGCCACGGGAGGCGCCAACGGCGGCGGCUACAUGGCGUCCAAGUACGUCGUGUUGGCCAUCUACUCUGCCAUCCUCAUCCUGCACGGCCUCAUCAACAGCCUUCCCAUACGAUGGCUCUCCUGGUUUGGCCAACUUGGAGCUUUCUGGAACGUUGCAGGUGCCUUUUCGCUGACGAUCUUGAUUCCAGCGGUUGCCAAGGAGAGGGUGAGCCCUGAGUUCAUCUUUACCCAUUUCAACGCAGAAAACGGCGCGGGCAUCCACGACAAGGCAUACAUUCUCGCAGCGGGGUUGCUGAUGAGCCAGUACUCCCUUAUCGGCUACGAUACAUCUGCACACAUCAUAGAAGAGACCAAGAACGCGGAUUGGAGUGGGCCAAUUGGGAUCAUCACGUCCGUUGCACUGUCAACCAUGUUCGGAUGGAUCUACCUGAUUGCCCUGACAUCGAUCAUGACCGACAUACCUUACCUCCUGAACCCCAGCAACGACGCCGGCGGGUACGCCAUCGCGCAGGCCCUGUACACCAGCUUCCACCGGAGGUACGGCACCGGCGCCGGAGCGCUCGCCUGCCUGGGUGUCAUCGCCGUCGCCAUCUUCCUCUGCGGAUCCGCGUGCAUCACCAGCAACUCGAGGAUGGGGUACGCGUUCUCGAGGGACGGCGCGAUGCCGCUGUCGCGCGUGUGGCACCGCGUGGACAGCCGCGAGGUGCCCCUCAACGUCGUCUGGCUCUCCGUCGCCGUGGCCUUCGUCAUGGCUCUCACGUCGCUGGGGAGUCAGGUGGCUUUCCAGGCGAUGGUGUCGAUCGCGACGCUGGGUUUGUUGAUCGCGUGCGCGCUGCCGGUGUUUUUCCGCGUGACGACGGCGCGGAGAUCGUUCGUGCGCGGGCCGUUCCACCUCGGCAAGUACGGGGUCAUCGUCGGCUGGGUGGGUGUGGUGUGGGUGGCCACCGUCACGGUGCUCUUCUCGCUGCCGGUGGCGUACCCGGUGGCCAAGGAGACGUUCAACUACACGCCGGUGGCCGUCGGUGGCGUGCUGCUGCUCAGCCUCGUCGCGUGGGUGCUUCACGCUCGCUUCUGGUUCCAAGGGCCUGUCACCAACGUUGACACGUACAACGUACCCUGAAUUUGUAUCCCUGGAUUAGCUAGCGAGCACAGGUGGAUCAGUAACUUAAAUUUUGUGCAAUUUUCUCUUGAGAGGGAAAAAAGAUGUGCAUCUUGUUGGUUGUAAUGGGGACAAAGACCAAAAUAAGCCCAACGAAGGGUGCUGCACAUGUGGCUCCUCCAUCGAACCCACCAAAAAGAGCAAUUUUAUAUUCUUUGAGAAGAUACAUGAGGUACCACUUUUUUUAA